AUGUCCACCUACAUUACACGUUAUAAUUUCACUGCAAUGGAAGAUGCAAGUAACGUUGCGAACAUGACUUCGAAUUACAGUGAUUACGAUUAUAUUGAUGGCAACGACGGCGCGUUGAACGAUAUAUAUGACGAGAUGCGGGACGCGAUUCGCGUACCAAUGACAAUUUUGUGGAUUACCAUUUUAUUGGUAGGUCUAUUAGGAAACGUUGCGUUCAUGUACGUAGCCAUUAAGGUACGAUGGAUGCGAACAGUUACUAAUUUGUACUUGAUGAACCUCAGCUUAGCAGACGUAGCUUAUCUUUGUGGCAAUUUGCCGAUAGAAGUUAUGUCUCUUUACGGAGUGAAUCUCGAAAAUCAAUUUGCUGUGUGUUUCUUGACAACUCUUCUUACUUACCUGUGUCAAUACGUUGGAAUGUUCUCGAUCACUAUUAUAAGUAUUGAGCGCUACUAUGCCAUAUGCUGUCCCCUCACCGCAAAAAAACUGAGUAGCAAAUCGCGAUCGCGGAACCUCAUCAUCAUUGCCUGGAUUGUAGCGGCGCUACUGUCUUCGGUUUUUUUCGCUUCGUGUAUAUUGGAGAAUAUCCCCUUCACAAUCAGCAUCUUUUUGAUGGUGAUUCAAACAGUACCCUUUGUGGCAUCUAUGGUCAUCGUGCUAUUGUUGUAUUUGAUCAUCGGCCGCCAGAUUGCUAACAGCACUCAGCGUGAAGCUGUACCCUGUAAAGGAUCCCGAGCACGAAAAGAGAGACGCCAAGUUAUAAAUCUACUCAUCGUUACGGCCAUAAUCUUUUUUCUAAGUGUCUGCCCCUAUCAAGGAUUUUUGAUAUAUUAUUUGUGCGCGGCAUACAGACUUGUACCUGCUUUCCAGCACUAUCCGUCUGAAUCUGUCUUGCGAGACAUGUAUAUCAUGAACAGCUUCUUCAUCACAUUAAUGUAUUUUAACUCAGCUAUAAACCCGGUGAUAUACAACGCAACAAGUUCCAAGUAUCGACAGGCAUUCAAAGAAGCUCUACCGUGGCUAUGUUGGAAGGGGAAACCUCAUCACGAAAGAAUGUUUUCAGAUCGCUAUAACUCCGAGGGGAACGGGACACAGUCAUAUAACAUGAGACACAGCACAGUGACAACAUAUCGGCCCCAUUAUCCCGUGUCGACCAUGACUCUUCCAACCACCGUGUAG
This is a messenger RNA of Saccoglossus kowalevskii, 1176 nucleotides long. Its product is annotated as growth hormone secretagogue receptor type 1-like. Gene Ontology annotation, molecular function: G protein-coupled receptor activity. Gene Ontology annotation, biological process: G protein-coupled receptor signaling pathway. NCBI's taxonomy places the organism in Eukaryota, Metazoa, Hemichordata, Enteropneusta, Harrimaniidae. The record is from RefSeq and is a predicted model, not a curated record. Gene Ontology annotation, cellular component: plasma membrane.